UUCACAAAGCCUUUGAAAAGUUCAAACCCUACAAAUCUCACUCUCUCCCUCUCUUAACAACAAAUCUCUCUCUUUCUUUCUCUCUCUUUCCGAUAAUGGAGACCAGAUCCGCCCGUAGACGACGGCUCUCCAAUUCCCACAACCAAACCGGCGUCGACUACAUCAGCCACCUCCCCGACGCCGUCCUCCACCACAUUCUCACCUUAUUGCCCAUCAAAACCGUCGCCCAAUCCGCCACUCUCUCCUCCCGCUGGCGCUCUCUGUGGUUCACCUUACCGGACCUCGACUUCUCCAAUUCCAUCUUCAAUUCCAAUUCCAAUUCAAACCCAGCCGACAUCAUCGCCGGAAUCCUCAACGCCCGCGACCACAAACACUCCAACGUCCGUCUCCUCCGCUUCUCCGCCACUCUGAGUUUCUCCCGCCUCAACGCUCUGUUCCGCAUCGCCGUCCGCCACAAAAUCCAACACCUCCACAUCCAAGUCUCCACCAACGAUUACUUCAAUUUCCCACGUGGCAUAAUCGCCAGUGAUUCCUUGAGGGUCUUCAGCCUGCGUUCCAUCUACCCCGGGUUCCGAUUGCCGCCGUCGUCCAUCAUGAGCUCUGGCUUCCGGCUGCUGAGUUCCCUCUCUCUGGCUCUCAUGAUUCUAGACCGCCCCUCCUUGGUGGACCUAUUCACCGACUCCUCUUUCCCCCUUUUGAAGAAAUUGAAUCUAGAGAGCUGCUCCGGGCUAAUGAAUCUCCGAGUUCAGUGCCCGGUGCUGCAGGAUUUCAGCCUGGAAGGGUGCUUCCAGCUGCAGGGGCUGGACGUUUUGGGGGGGAAAUUGGAGAGGGUGCGGAUUUGUAGCUGCUUUGACGCGCAUGGCUCGAGCUGGGUUAAGAUCGUGGCGCCCAAUUUGAAAACCCUGGUUUGGAUCUAUAAUGCUGUAACGGAUGAAGUUAAUUUGGGGGAUUUAAAGUCUCUGAAUCAAGCCUCUCUUGGUUUGCUUUGUCAACAUUUUUCCAAUACCAAGCUCCACAGUGUCUCCGCUCUUCUCUCCGCCAUCUCUCCCGCCCACUCUUUAACCUUCGAACCUUCCUUCCUUGAUAUUCUAUCCAGCAAUACUUACUUUGCAUGUUAUUUGCCGACAUUCAACAACGUAAGAUGUUUGGAGCUGAAAACAGUAUCUAGAAAGCACAAUUGUUCGGUGGUAGCGAAUAUAUUCAGAAGUUGUCCCAUUCUUCAUAUGCUCACGAUCAAGAUCGUUGAUGCUAGUAGCAAUGGAAGGAAGGAUUGGCGUAAGGAAAAGUGGGAAAGGAUUGUUUCGGAGGAAGAACAUUUCUGGGAAACCCAAAUCGAGCCACUCGAAUCCUUUCGUCUUCAUCUUAAGAUUGUAAGAAUGGAAGGGUUCAUGGAGUGCUUCAAUGAAGUUAGCCUCACUCACUUCUUGCUCAAGUAUGGGACUUCAUUGCAAGAACUCUCCAUUUUCACUAACAAAACCAACCAUAGAGAUUCCCUUAAACGUCGAGCCAUUAAGUCUCUUAUCAUGGGAUUCUCUCGAGCUUCUCCUCAUGUUAAACUUCGUUAUUGUUGACAACAACAACAACCCUUUUAACGUUUU
Molecule: messenger RNA, 1598 nt
Organism: Cucurbita moschata (crookneck pumpkin)
Lineage: Eukaryota; Viridiplantae; Streptophyta; Magnoliopsida; Cucurbitales; Cucurbitaceae
Product: putative F-box/FBD/LRR-repeat protein At4g03220
Exons: 3
Coding region: 96-1571 (491 amino acids)
Molecular function (GO): protein binding
Source: RefSeq, a predicted model, not a curated record